CUGCAGGCUGGACUCCAAUCAAGUCAUUAGGAGUGGGCGGAGCCUAAAAGCAGCACCUUUACCUGAGAUUCAGUCAAAGGACUAACAGCAGCAGCUCUCUGGAAACCUCCUAACUCCAGGGUUUAGUGUUAAAGCUGUGAUGGGGUUCAGAGACAGGGUUGUGUUUGUGUUUGUCCUCCUCCUGUCAGGUGCUGCUGCACAAAACUCAUUCAACUUCAGCUCGAAUGAGACUCUGCUCCUAAAAGAGCAACACACAACAGCCUCACAGCCGCAGACGACAGGUCAUCAGUCAAACUGGACCGAGCACAGCGGUCCGGUCCGCUCUCCUGUCAGCUACCGGCUCAAGGUCUACGAGAUCUGGAACCCAGCUGUGAGGAAACACAAACCAGCCCGGGACUUUGUAGAGCAAAGUUUUCAGAUCCCGCAGAGGUGGGAGGCCAGAGAGCUGACCCCGGAGCAGCUGGAGCAGUGGGAAAACAUCCAAGUGAAGGAGACUCUGACGUUGAUUCAAGGCCCUGACCUGAACCCGCCUGUCAGGCAGGAAUCAAAGGUGCAGGUGAAGUUUGUGCAGCGGGUUCCUGUGCCGGCUGACAGUGUGGCGGUGAGAUGUGGCGAAGGAAAGGUCACUGUGGAGGUCAAACAGAACUUCCUAGGUAACGGUCAGUUGAUCCGUCCAGGUGAUCUGACGUUAGGAGGCUGUGCUGCGGUGGACUCUGCUGACCACGUCCUGAAGUUUCAGUCAGAGUUACAAAGCUGCGGCAGCACCUUGAAGAUGACUGAAGAAGCCCUCGUGUACUCCUUCUCUCUGAUCUACUCUCCAAGACCAAUUGACCACACCUUCGUUUUAAAGACCAACCAUGCACAGGUGGAGAUUCAGUGUCACUAUCUCAGGAGGCACUACGUGAGCAGCGACGCCCUGAGGCCUACCUGGACCACAUUCGCCUCCAACACGUUGGCGGAGCAGCAUCUGCAGUUCUCCCUGCGUCUCAUGACAGAGGACUGGCAGGCGCAGAAGGCUUCCAGUGUUUACUUCCUGAGUGACGUGAUGCACAUCGAGGCGGCGGUCCUGCAGGGCCACCACGUGCCGCUGAGGGUCUACGUGGACAGCUGCGUCGCCACCGUGUCGCCUGACCCUGAUUCUGAGCCCAGAUACCCCUUCAUCAGCAACCAUGGGUGUUUAAGUGAUGCUAAGCUGACAGGAGCCAAGUCUUACUUCAUGCAGCAGAGCCAGGAGGAUAAACUUCACUUCCAGCUGAAAGCCUUCAGGUUCCAGCAAGAUCACAGAAAUUCACUCUACAUCACCUGUCGUCUGAAGGCGACGACCGUCUCCGCCCCCGUCAGCUCGCAGCACAAAGCGUGUUCAUACCUGAACGAAGCUCAGAGGUGGGUGGCAUCAGGAGGAGACAAUAAGGUGUGUGACUGCUGUGAGAGCAGCUGCAGCUUGCAGAGACCGAGGAGAAGUCCUGCAGCAGAUGUCGGUGUUGUUCCAGCACCAGAGUGGGAGGGGACGGCUGCGGUGGGCCCCAUCCUGCUGGAGGAGAACAUCCUGCUGGUGGAGAUGACGGAGAUUCUUCCAGAGCCGGCUCCUCUGCUUCAAACGCACGAGGUGACUCUGGCAGCCUCCUCUUCGUCUCUUGCGGUGCUGUGUGCAGUGGGUGCAGCGCUGGCCGCAGUGUUGCUGGUUUUCAUGGGUUUUAUCAUCCGCAGCCGGUUGCGUAAACCCACAGGGCACGCUGUUUGUACCUGAUAUAAGACUAUUAAACAUUAUUAACCUCUUAAA
Notolabrus celidotus (New Zealand spotty) is the source of this 1780-nucleotide messenger RNA. Its product is annotated as zona pellucida sperm-binding protein 3-like. Bases 140 to 1747 code for a protein of 535 amino acids. Gene Ontology annotation, cellular component: extracellular matrix. Gene Ontology annotation, biological process: positive regulation of acrosome reaction; egg coat formation; binding of sperm to zona pellucida. The transcript has 11 exons. The record is from RefSeq and is a predicted model, not a curated record. Lineage: Eukaryota; Metazoa; Chordata; Actinopteri; Labriformes; Labridae. Gene Ontology annotation, molecular function: acrosin binding.